CCAGGCUAAGCUCAUAGUUUAGUUUUGAACAGUUUCCAUGGCUAGUGCAUUGGAGCAGCAGCUUCACUUUGUUGUGUUUCCCUUCAUGGCUCAAGGCCAUAUGACCCCCAUGAUCGACAUAGCUAGAUUGCUGGCCAAGCGAGGCGUCGUCAUAACCAUCGUCACAACGCCUCGCAACGCCGAUAGAUUCCGAGUAAUCCUCGAUCGUGCCGUGGAAUCGGGGCUCUCGAUCCGUCUAGUCGAAUUCUCGUUUCCGUGUGCCGAAUUCGGAUUGCCGGAAGGGUGCGAGAGCUUCGACAUGCUGCCUUCCUUCAGCUUAGCCUUGAAUUUCUUCCAAGCAGCCAACACGCUAGAAAAGCCCGUCCAAAAACUGUUCCAUGAGCUAACCCCACCACCCAGCUGCAUCGUAUCCGAUGCCUUGUUCACUUACACACACGGCCUCGCCAACCAAUUUCGGGUGCCGAGGAUUGUGUUCCAUGGAGUAUGUUGCUUUCUCCUUCAUUGUCUCCAUUGUUUACGCGUCUCCAACGUUCUCGAUCGCGUAAACUCGGAGACAGAGUACUUCGUUCUGCCUAACAUCCCCGACAAAGUUGAAUUCACUAAAUUACAGCUCCCACAAUUCAUGUAUGAAAACCUCAAGGAAUUUUCCGAGGAAAGGAAGAAGGUGGAUCAAGACGCGUACGGCGUCAUCGUCAACACUUUCGAAGAGAUGGAGCCUGCAUACGUUAAUGAAUUCAAGAAGACAAGGGGGGACAAAGUAUGGUGCAUCGGUCCGGUUUCUCUAUGUAACAAGGAUGUCAUUGAUAAAGCUCAUAGAGGCAACAAGGGCUCGGUUGAUGAACAACAACGCUUGUUAAGAUGGCUUGAUUCCCAAGAAACAUGUAGUGUCAUCUAUGCUUGUUUGGGAAGCCUAUCGAAUGUGAUACCUUCGCAAUCAAUCGAACUCGGUUUAGGCUUAGAGGCAUCAAAUAAACCGUUUAUUUGGGUCAUAAGAGGAAGUGAUGCAUCAAAUGAAGUAGAGAGAUGGAUUUCGGUGAACGGUUUUGAGGAAAGAACGAAAGGAAGAGGCCUAGUGGUCCGGGGUUGGGCGCCGCAAGUUCUAAUACUGUCGCAUCCGGCUAUCGGAGGGUUCUUAACACAUUGCGGUUGGAACUCGACGAUCGAAGGCAUCUCGGCCGGGGUGCCUUUGAUAACUUGGCCGCUAUUCGCGGACCAAUUUGCUAAUGAGAAACUGGCUGUGCAAAUACUUGGAAUCGGAGUGAGGGUGGGAGUGGAGGAGCCAAUGAGGUGGGCAGAGGAAGAGAAGAUUGGAGUUUUAGUGAAGAAAGAAGAUGUUAAAGAAGCUAUUGAGAAGCUAAUGGAUGAAGACGAGAGAAGAAAGAGAGCCAAGAAACUUGGAGAAAUGGCAAAGAAAGCUGUGAAGAUAGGGGGAUCUUCUCACCUUAACAUUACACGGUUAAUCCAAGAUAUAAGGCAAAGAGUUGUGAAGCAAACUAGCACUUCAUGUUCAUUUUUGUUGAAUCUUAUUCUGAUAUAAGAA
Hibiscus syriacus is the source of this 1540-nucleotide messenger RNA. RefSeq names its product UDP-glycosyltransferase 73C1-like. The record is from RefSeq and is a predicted model, not a curated record. Gene Ontology annotation, molecular function: UDP-glycosyltransferase activity. Lineage: Eukaryota; Viridiplantae; Streptophyta; Magnoliopsida; Malvales; Malvaceae. The coding region runs from base 38 to 1537 and encodes 499 amino acids. The transcript has a single exon.